AUGCCACUUAGCAAAUCAAGGCCAUCUCCAGGGCCAUCGGCCAUAAAAAGUUUCAGCGACAUCAACAACAAGUCAGACGCCAAAGAGGACAAAUCACGGUUGCAAUUGGCCGAGGAUGGUAAAGAUACGACAACAAGGAAACGACAGCAUGAGCGGCAACGAUCUACCGCAGCCAGAACUCCAACUACAACCACCAGGAUAGAACCGGCCAAAUCCCCAACUGAUGUAACGGGAUUCCGGAGCAGGAAUCAUGAGAACGAUGUUGUUGCUGAAUCAAGCGCCAUUGGUGCAUCUCCGGUUCCGUCUCCCACUUCAUCAACGGCAAGUCGAUUUACCCGGCCAGAUUAUCUACUCCAGGACUUGAUUACACGGGCAAAAAAGCGUGUAAAGGAUCGCAGAGCAAGGGGCGAGGAAGAUACCGCCACCGCUACAACCUCAACUGCCAUCUCCCCGCAUUCUCCUCCGCCACGCGCCGCUCCCCCCGACCGAGGCUUCCGCCGCAAGGGCCCACCCCCAGCUACUACAAGCAGAUCCCAAGGGACUACCACUAAGACGCCUUCAUCGUCACAGUCGCCGUCACACUCACCACGGGCUCUUACUUCCCCGCGUUCACCUCCGGACCAGAACAAGCCUCUUCCUCCUCCCCCGAACCCGGGCACGCUAUCCGCAAAGGAAAAUGCUACUUCUCCUCCGCCCAACCCCGUCUUGAAACUGAACAGAAUCAUGUCUACCCUCACCGAGACCGAGAUCGAGAAGCUCUUUUCCGGUGCUCCCCAGUACUUUGCCCGCAGCGAAGGGCAUUGUUCUGGCGCCCCCAAUCCCAGUGUCGCAUUCCCCUUUGACGAGGCGUUGGAGAUUCGCGAUCUCACUGACCAUGUGCAAAUUGAAGAUCGAGCAUGGAGUGGUCUCACAGCAUGCCCUCACCUGACUCGCGAUCUCAAUCAGGAUGCCGCUGCCCGGGCGAAGGCUGUCGAUAACCGCAAGGCCCAUUUCUUCAUCCGAUGUCGGGAACGUCCCAACAUGUUGAGCAUGCAAGGCUUGGAGAAGGGUACCAUGGGUUUCUCAGCCGCCCUCGAGAUCGCUGUAGGAGACGCUCUGGAAGAAGAACAAUUUGGCUUUGACAGUGUUGGCAAGAAGGCACAUGCCAUUGUUGAGGCACGCGAACGCAUGCUCUCCCCUCUGGGUUACUUGCGUCGUCUUCCCGAGGCAGAGCUUCUGGAUCGUCUCAAACGAAACGCCGAACUAUACAGGGUCAAUGAUCUUCGUCAGAAGACUUCAAUCCAAACGUACCAGGACCUGUUUCAUACUUUUAUGCGGCCAUCCAAUGCAGUUGUCGAUAAGCGCGACCACUAUAGUUUGACUAACCAGAUAAAUGCCCUGAUCAAGUGUCUUGGUACCGCCAACGUUUGGUUUGAUUUCACCCACGUAGAGUGGAGGAUCAGAUUAGGUCAAAUUCUCUGGGGAGGAGAAGAUAACGACGAGCUCGAGGAUACUUCUUCCAUUCACGACACCAGUAAUGCCAGUGAGCGGGCUGAAGAGAAGUACUGGCUUCUCAUGCAAAUUCUCGUGGCCACUGAGUUACUUAUUCGGUUAGAUGCCAUAACCGAAGGCGAGGAAUAUGGAGUUGAAGCUUUCCGACCCGUGGAUGUCGUGCACUUUGAGAGAGCUGCCACCCCCAUGGUGAAAUGGUCUCUACACCUUGCCCGCAGCUGGUUAGACAAUAUUGAGAUUGAAAAGAUCAAGGAACCUACUCCAAGCAUUACCCCCAAAACGGAUGGAACGGCUACGCCUCCUCCAGCAACAGGAUGGCUUGGCUCGCUCUUUAGCAAAUUUACCUUCCGUCAGCAUCAUGAAGAUAAGACAUCACCCACUCACAGCUAUACUAUUAAAGGCCGGAAUCCACAACAGCAGGUGGAUGGGCUCACUCACUUUGCCAAAAAGUUACUUUGGCCCAACAUCGAUACAUACGAAGGACUCAUCGCGCACAAUGCCCGGAAGUCAAUUAUUAACUCUGGGCCGCCUCCCGCUCCCACGGCUACGUCCAAAAACACCGCCAAAACCUCUUCUGAGACCAAUGGAUCCAGGAGGUCACUAUACUUUGGGGCAUGGGAUCACCCGGAAGGCCAGAAAGACAAGUCUCGACCUCAGCGACGAAAACUUGCUGCGGCGCUUCAUCCCUCUGGGUGGCUCUCUAAAUCUUAUAUCUACGGCUUGAUGCUCCCUGGAGACGGCGUUUGUCAUUUUCUCAUGGCUACGCUACUUGAGAACGAUAGCAAGGCUAUGGAACGCUUGGGCUCGUUUGCCAAUUUGUGUGGAGGUUUUGUGUACUGUGGCAAGAGCUUCUGGAGUACAUCAUGCAUCGUGGGCCGAGUCAUCGCAGCAGGUCAAGGUUCUGCUGAGUGCAUGGGUUGGGUUUCUAGUGACAUUCUACCCCUCGGCAUAAAUGAGGGCUGGGUCAAUAUCGAGGUUGAAGAUGUGGCUGAGGACAAAGCCCACCUAGGCAAGAAGGCGAGACUCUGGGCAAAGAAGCGAGUUGAACGAGAAUCUUCCAUUCUUGGGGAUUCGGAUGAAUACUCUGUCUUCCCUGCCGACUUUAUAAUUCCUCAUGAGAACAGUUACUCAACACCGCCGCCAUUGAUCAGUGUCACCUUCAGGUCGCUAGAGCUUCUUUCUCCUACCAACUCAAUUCCGGCCACAACCUUCACCAAACCUACACAUCCUGAUAAUGUGAAUAAUAAAGACCCAGCAUUAGUGUCGUCCCCAGCCAGCGUUCACUUUGCUGUAUCGAUUGACGGUUUCACGGCUGAGAACUUCUCGUUCUCUUUGUCUUACGAUAUUGGCUUUGUUACCGCACAUCCGUGCUCACCUUCUCAUCGGGUUCGCUUUGUCAAAUCGCCAUCGAGCCCGACAAUUCAGCAAAUUGAUGUUUCUGGGUCCGACACAUUUGGGCAAGGUUCUCGUCCCGCUCACCGAACAGGGCAUCCUUUACACAAGUGGUAUAAUUAUUCUGUCAUUCAUGUCUCAGAACUUCUGAAGCGACAGCACGCUCCGCUUUCUGAGCUGCUCGCCGUCCCCCCAUCUCAUCGUCGCUCGCCUUCACGCAUGGGUAGCGAUCGCGUGCUUGUUAUCGAUUGCAUCACCAACUUGUCCGAGGUUCCUCAGUCACCCACUAUUGAGAGGCUCACCUCCAAGUAUAAUAUUGUCCAGCGACGAGGCAGCUUCCCAGCUGCCGAACAGAUGCACUUUGAGUCCAGAAAACGUCAAUUUGGUUCCGAUAUGGAGAUUUUGGUUCGCGCUCUUUGUGCUCAAAAGGGCUGGAACGCCCUCAUCAGUCGAAGAAAGCGAGGAUGCUUGGCUUGUGCGAUCCGCGAGGCCGGUGCAUUGCAAUGGAAGGUUAUCAUUAGAGUGGAAUAA
Molecule: messenger RNA, 3414 nt
Organism: Fusarium sp. VM40
Lineage: Eukaryota; Fungi; Ascomycota; Sordariomycetes; Hypocreales; Nectriaceae
Source: the annotation of a GenBank genome assembly